This is a messenger RNA of Ahaetulla prasina, 3696 nucleotides long. Its product is annotated as vomeronasal type-2 receptor 26-like. Lineage: Eukaryota; Metazoa; Chordata; Lepidosauria; Squamata; Colubridae. The coding region runs from base 1 to 3696 and encodes 1231 amino acids. The record is from RefSeq and is a predicted model, not a curated record. The transcript is spliced from 9 exons. Gene Ontology annotation, molecular function: G protein-coupled receptor activity. Gene Ontology annotation, biological process: G protein-coupled receptor signaling pathway. Gene Ontology annotation, cellular component: membrane.
AUGAAAUGCAUACAGGGUUGGUGCAAGAAGUCUAUUGAAGGACAUUUAUCGAGCUUGAGUGUAAUAACCAAAUUCUAUCAGCACGUCCUUGCCUUGGCCUUUGCUGUGAAGGAGAUCAAUGAGGACUCCCAGAUCUUACCUAACAUCACUCUUGGGUUCCACAUCUGUGACAGUUACUACAACCCAAGGAUGACCUAUCGCACCACUCUGGACCUGCUUUUCAAAUCCCAGGAAUUUGUCCCAAACUACAGAUGUGAUAGCCAGAAGAAUCUCAUGGCUAUCAUUGGAGGAUUGGGUGCUCCUACUUCAUCUUUUAUGGCAGAAACUAUAAAUCUCUUCAAGAUUCCACAGUUGACCUAUAGCUCCUUUGCACAAGAAGAGUUUUAUAGUACCAAAUUAUCUUCACUUUACUGCAUGGUCCCAAACGAGGACUAUCAGUACACUGGAGUUAUACAACUUUUCCGCCAUUUUGGAUGGAAAUGGUUUGGAGUCUUUGCUUUUGAAACUAAGGGAGAACGUUUUUUGCAGAAAAUGCAGCCAUUGCUUUCACAGAACGGGAUCUGUUUAGCUUUCACACAAAAAAUUCCGCAGCAUAUCCACUUAGAAGAUCUCCCAGAAUUGUUUGAUUCCAUCUCAAUUAUUUCGAAUAAAUUGAUGGAUCGAAAAGCGAAUGUUUUUCUCGUCUACGGAGAAUCCUUCACAAUAGUGUGGCUCAGAACUGUCAUGUUUCUACGUGAUCCUGAAAAUAAAGAGAGCACAUUGUUUAGGAAGGUUUGGAUCCUGAUGAGUCCGAUCGAUUUCAUCCUGAUGGGAACUCAAAGGAAUUGGGGUCUCCAGGUGUACCACGGGGCUCUUUCCUUUGCUGUGCAUUCAAGAAACAUUCAAGGCUUUAAAGAAUUUCUUCAAGUCAUCAAACCUUCAACCCAGGAAGAUGGAUUUCUUCAAGAAGUUUGGCAACAAUUGUUUGACUGUAUAUUUUCAACAGCAAACUUACCUUCAACUGUCAGUGGAAUUUGUAAUGGAGAAGAGAGCUUGGAGGAUCUGCCUGCACCAUUUUUUGAAUUUCAGGUGACUGGCCAAAGCUACAGUAUCUACAAUGCUGUUUAUGCAGUGGCACAUUCUUUGCAGGAGGCUGUGAGAUCAAGACCCAAAUGGACAGAAAUCCAAAGGGCUGAAUUUUCAAAUCUGCAUCCUUGGCAGAAAGCAGUUACUCUGAGCUGCCCUGCGAGUGAUGCUUUCCCGAUUCCCCAUGAGUGGUACCAGCCUGGUGAUCUCAUUGUGGGUGGGAUGGUGUCUCAGAUAAUUCAAUCCUUUCUUAAAAUUAAAUUUAAGGAACAUCCUUCUCUAAAACCUUAUGCUUUACAAGAUGUAAUAACCAAAUUCUACCAGCACGUCCUUGCCUUGGCCUUUGCUGUGAAGGAGAUCAAUGAGGACUCCCAGAUUUUACCUAACAUCACUCUUGGGUUCCACAUCUAUGACAGUUACAGCAACCCUAGGAUGACCUAUCGCACCACCCUGGACCUGCUUUUCAAAUCCCAGGAAUUUGUCCCAAACUGCAAAUGUGAUAGCCAGAAGAAUCUCGUGGCCAUCAUUGGGGGACUAAGUCCUGAUACAUCAUCCUUUAUGGCAGAAAGUAUACAUGUCUACAAAAUUCCACAGUUGACUUACGGUUUCUUUGCCCAAGAAGACUUUCAGAUUACUGAGUUAUUUCCACUUUAUCGCAUGGUCCCAAAAGAGGAGCAUCAGUACACUGGACUUAUUCAACUCCUUCUCUAUUUUGGAUGGACGUGGAUCGGAGUCUUUACUUUUGAAAAUAAAGAAGAACGUUUUUUGCAGAAACUGCAGCCAUUGCUUUCACAGAAUGGGAUCUGUUUAGCUUUUACACAAAACAUUCCACAACAUCUCUACUUGGAAGAUUUGUCAGAAUUGUUAGAUUCAGUCUCAAUUAUUUGGAAUAAAUUGAUGGAGCAAAAAUCAAAAGUUUUUCUUGUCCAUGGAGAAUCCAUGACAGUAUCGUGGCUCAGAAGUGUCAUGUUUCUACGUGAUCCUGAAAAUAAAGAGAGUGCAUUAUUUAGGAAGGUUUGGAUCUUGAUGAAUUCAAUUGAUUUCGUCCUGUUGGGAUAUCAAAAGAAUUGGGGUCUCCAGAUGUUCCAUGGGGCUCUUUCCUUUGCUGUGCAUUCAAGAGGCAUUCAAGGCUUUAAAGAAUUUCUUCAAGACAUCAAACCUUCAACCCACAAAGAUGGAUUUCUUCAAGAGGUUUGGGAACAAUUGUUUGACUGUUCAUUUUCAAAUACAGAAUUAUCUUCAACGGUCACUGAAAUCUGUACUGGAGAAGAGAAUUUGGAGAAUCUACCUGGUCAUUUGUUUGAGUUGGAGAUGACUGGCCAAAGCUACAGUAUCUACAAUGCUGUUUAUGCAGUGGCACAUUCUUUGCAUGAGGCACUCCAUUCAUUUCUUCGAGGCAUUUCUUUCAACAAUUCAGCUGGGGACUGUGUGUUCCUGAAUGAGAAAGGAGAAGCGACAGGUGGAUUCGACAUCACCAACUUGGUCACUUUUCCAAACAGAUCCUUUCAGAGAGUCAAAGUUGGAAAGAUUGAUCCUCAUACUCCCAAUGCGAAGGAAUUAAUCAUCGAUGAAGAUGUGAUUGUGUGGCACCCAGCAUUUAACCAGGUUCUUCCAAUUUCUCUGUGUAAUGACCAUUGCUCCCCUGGAUCCUGGAAGAAAGGCUUGGAAGGAAAGCAAUUCUGUUGCUACGAUUGUGUUCCAUGUCCAGAAGGGAAGAUUUCAAAUGAAAAGGAUACGGAUGACUGUUUUCAAUGUUCAGAAGAUCAUUAUCCAAAUAAAGAAAAGACAGGAUGCAUCUUGAAACUGCUGGUUUUUCUAAAUUUUGAAGAAACCUUAGGGAUUGGUUUAGCCUCAGUAGCUCUUUGUUUCUUCUUCUUGACAUCUUGGGUACUUGAAAUAUUUAUUAAGCACAAGGAUACUCCCAUUGUCAAAGCCAACAACCGGUCGCUCACCUACACCCUCCUUUUCUCUCUUCAGCUCUGUUUUCUCUCCUCUUUACUCCUUCUCAGCCAACCUGGCAAAGUGACCUGCCUUUUUCGGCAACCAACUUUUGGCAUCACCUUCUCAGUGGCCAUUUCAAGUGUAUUGGCUAAAACCAUCACCGUGGUUGUGGCUUUCAUGGCCACUAAACCGGGAUCUCAGAUGAGGAGGUGGGUGGGGAAAAGAUUGGCCUUUUCUAUUGUCCUCUCAUGCUUUUUCUUACAAGUAUGUAUCUGUAUUCUUUGGUUGUCAACAUCUCCCCCAUUCCCUGAGUUGGACAUGCACUCAGAGCUCCAUGAAAUGAUUUUACAGUGCAAUGAAGGGUCAGCUUUCUUCUUUUACUGUGUCUUGGGCUACAUGGGUAUCUUGGCCAUUGCCAGCUUUAUUGUGGCUUUCCUUGCCCGUAAAUUACCGGACAGUUUUAAUGAAGCCAAGUUCAUCACCUUCAGCAUGUUGGCCUUUUGCAGUGUGUGGAUCUCCUUCUUUCCAGCCUAUCUGAGCACAAAAGGCAAAGCCAUGGUAGCUGUGGAGGUCUUCUCCAUCUUGGCCUCCAGUGCUGCAUUACUGGGAUGCAUAUUCUUGCCAAAGUGCUUUAUCAUUGUUUUGCGGCCUGACCUCAACCACAGGGAGCAACUCAUAAAGCGGAAUUAG